AUGAAUAUUAGGUAUCAGUCUUUAAGAUCCAACAAUGCUAUCGAUAGCCAAUCAAUGAAUGAUCGAGGGAGGGAUAGAGGAGGUAUAAAAUUAAAAUCAAUUGACCAUCAUAAUAAUAAUAAUAAUCAUAAAAGUGAAAAAGAGAUAAAUGAAGAAUUAAUAGAAAGACAAAAGAAUAGAAUACCAUCUGAUGAUUUUUUAAAUGGAAUACAUCAACCAUUUAAUAUUGUCCCCUUUUUCCAUCGAGCUUAUAAAUAUCAGAAUAAUAAUAUUAAUAAUAAUAAUAAUAAUAAUAAUAAUAAUCGACAUGAACAAUCAGAUGAUAAAACAACAACAACAACAACAACAAAUACAAUUUCAACAACGAUGGUAACAAUAGUUACACAGGCAACAGUUGAUAGAAUUGAAAGAGUAGUUGCAAUGGCUAAAAAAUGGAAAGGUCCAAUUUCAACGGCGGUCUUUAUCAAAAAUCCAAAGGAUAUUCCACAGUUGAAAAAAUUGUUAAGAAAACAUUGGAUAUUGGCUGAAUAUGUAGAUAUACACUUGUUGUAUGCCAAUCACACUAGAUAUCCUGUCAAUAACCUAAGGAACCUAUCCAUUAAAUAUGCACAAUCAGAUUAUGUUUUAUUGAUGGAUGCCGACUUUGUUCCACACCUUGGAAUGAAUGAAUAUGUUAGUGCUCAAAUUGAAACUCUUCUCCAACAACAACAACAACAACAACAAAACAAACAUCCACUAUCAUCACACGAACAACAACAACAAGAAGAGAAAAUAGCAUUUGUAGUACCAUCAUUUGCAAGUUCAGAAAAUCCAAAUCAUUUACCAAAUGAUAAACAAUCAUUAUUAAAAAUGAUUAAAGAAAAUAAGGUUUAUCCUACAAAUUUAAAUGUUUGUCCAAAAUGUCAUACACCAACCAAUUAUAGUAGAUGGUAUGAAACCGAUGAUUUAUACCAAGUAGAGUAUAGAUGGAUUUAUGAGCCAUACUUGAUAUUUAAUCGAUCGACUUGUUUAGCAUUCGAUGAGAGAUUAAAAGGCUACGGGUUUGACAAAAACUCGCAAGUAUUUACCAUGGCUGCACAAGGAUUUAAAUUUAUGGUGUUGCAAGCUUUUAUCAUUCACAUUAACCAUCCCGCCGCAUCUUGGGAAGGUCCAUCACUCGACGAACAACAAUGGGAUAGUCUUCGAAUAGUACCAAUCACUGAUGUUACAAACAAUACAGAAUAA
Cavenderia fasciculata is the source of this 1224-nucleotide messenger RNA. RefSeq names its product putative glycosyltransferase (gene gnt13). Gene Ontology annotation, biological process: protein O-linked glycosylation via mannose. NCBI's taxonomy places the organism in Eukaryota, Evosea, Eumycetozoa, Acytosteliales, Cavenderiaceae. The record is from RefSeq and is a predicted model, not a curated record. Bases 1 to 1224 code for a protein of 407 amino acids. Gene Ontology annotation, molecular function: xylosyltransferase activity; glucuronosyltransferase activity. The transcript has 5 exons.